Cuscuta europaea is the source of this 1826-nucleotide messenger RNA. NCBI's taxonomy places the organism in Eukaryota, Viridiplantae, Streptophyta, Magnoliopsida, Solanales, Convolvulaceae. The record is from the annotation of a GenBank genome assembly.
CCGACCCAUUACUUCGAAGCUUCACCCGAUUCGAGCAAUAUAUAUACACUACGAAGGGUGAAGUGCUCGGAGUACAAUUUCAAGAAAAGUGUGCAUUUUCAUUUCAAUUCCAGUGCUGAUAGCUAAUCGAAUCGAAUCGAAUCGGAGCUCGCAGCUGAAGAUGGCAGAGCACGAGGAGCAACCGAGUCAACCCAAAGAAUCCUUGUUAGCUAAGAUCUCUGAGAAGAUUCGCAGCGGUGACAGUUCGUCAUCCGAUUCCGAAUCUGAUAAAGAGCAUGUGAAAGAUCAUGUGAAAGAUCAUGCGUCACGUUCUUCUGCAAAGGCUAAGAUUUGGCGUCUUUUCGGCCGAGAGAAGCCCGUUCACCAUGUAUUUGGCGGAGGAAAACCUGCUGAUGUGUUUUUGUGGAGGAACAAGAAGAUAUCCGCAGCAGGCCUUGGUGGAGCUACUGCUAUCUGGGUUCUGUUUGAACUGCUAGAGUACCACCUUUUAGCACUGGUCUGCCAUGUUUUGAUUGGUUCUCUUGCAAUCUCGUUCUUGUGGUCCAAUGCAUCGUCAUUCAUUAACAAGUCUCCUCCACGCAUUCCAGAAGUCCACAUUCCAAAGGAUCCCUUCAUUGAGGUUGCUGAUGCUGUGACCGUUGGAAUCAACCAUGGUUUGGCUUUACUACGAGAUAUUGCAUCCGGAAGAGAUCUAAAGACAUUUCUUGUUGUAAUUGCUGGGCUAUGGAUCCUCUCAAUUGUUGGCAGUUGGUGCAAUUUUCUGACAUUGUUCUACAUAAUAUUUGUACUGCUGCAUACUGUCCCAGUCAUAUAUGAGAAGUAUGAAGAUGAAAUUGAUUCACUCGCUGAGAAGGCAAUGAAGGAAUUGAAGAAGCAAUAUGCUGUUUUUGAUGAGAAAGUGUUGAGUAAAAUUCCUAGAGGGCCAUCGAAGGAGAAGAAGAAAGCAUGAGCUUGUGGCUCGACAGAGAAGAUAUCCUGGAUGAUUAUGGUUUCUUAUGGCCUUUUUUUCCAGCUUCUGAUGUACUUCUGUAAUGAUUCCAUGACUUGGUUAUGUGUUCUUUGUUAUAUGGAAGCAACUGGGAGAUUGCUGGAUUAGCCUAUAGCUAUUCUACUAGCGCAGUAACAGUGCUUAUAAAAAAGAGUUUUGUGUUUGUUUUGCUGAAUAUGCGUAAUUUGAAAGGUUUUGUGUGGAUGGUAAUUUUUAGGCUUUGUUUAUACGGCCAUUCAGGCCACAUUUUGAACUGAAAUUCAAUCAAAUCUAUAUAUAUAUAUAUAUAUAUAUAUGUAUGUAUGUAUAGUAAAAGGAAUAAAGGUCAGAUAGGGUCUCGAAUUUGGGAAAAAAUGUCAAAUAAGGCCAUAUUUAGGAUGUUUUGUCCGGUCGAUGUUAUUUGGGACGGUUCCCGGUCGAUUAUUUUGAUGAAUUUUUUUUGAGAAUCUUAUUUGUUAAGUCUAGUUUACUCAUAUCAAAUUUGAACUAAAAUUUCAAUCGAGAAUGCAUUGAAAUAAAUUUUUGAAGAUAAUUGCUCUUUUAACCGCGCAAUUGUAUACCUUCGUGAUUGAAGUUUUAGUUCAAAUUUGAUAUGAGUUAACUAGAUUUAAUGAAUAAGAUUCUCAAAAAAUUUCAUCAAAAAAUUCCACCAGGAAUCACCCCAAAUGGCGUCGGGCCGUCGGCCGGAUAGAGCAUCCUAAAUAUGGCCUUAUUUGACAUUUUUUUUCAAGUUUGAGACCCUAUCUUUCCCUUAUCCUCCAUAGUAAAAUAGAAAAGUCUCAAGGAGGGAGGCCAAAGGGGUAUGGACUGUGUGGAGGAUUGCAUUUCAAAUGUGCAG